Molecule: messenger RNA, 9806 nt
Organism: Monodelphis domestica (gray short-tailed opossum)
Lineage: Eukaryota; Metazoa; Chordata; Mammalia; Didelphimorphia; Didelphidae
Biological process (GO): regulation of transcription by RNA polymerase II
Molecular function (GO): RNA polymerase II cis-regulatory region sequence-specific DNA binding; DNA-binding transcription factor activity, RNA polymerase II-specific
Source: RefSeq, a predicted model, not a curated record
UUGUCCCCGGGGACCCCCAAACAUCAGAUAUUUAGUGGCCGGGCAUCUUCCCCGCUUCCCCGCUGUCUCCUCAGUCAGAUCAGGGCAGCUCCGGCGCUCUGGGGGCGGGGCCGGAGCCCAAGGGUGCGAGCAAAGCAGUGCAUUAAAUGUACUUUGGGGGCGCCUGACAAGCUCUCCUUUCUGCGCAUGUGUCAGAGACAGGCCCCGCCCCUCUUCUCUUUUUCCCUAGGUGUUCUAGUGAGUUUGACCCCGCCCACUUGUCACUGCUGUAGCUUCAUGCCUUCAGAAGGGCUAGAGUAGGAGAAAUGGGUUGGGGAGGGCAAAAGGAAAAGGAAUCCUAGAGGCCUUUUUUUAAAGUCUUGAGUUUUGUUCCAGUCGUUCUACAGCAUUCAGAGCUGGAGGUCAUCAAGUAUAACUGGCCUGUAAUUUUGUUGUCUCUCCUGUAAGCUCCUUGAGGGCAGGCAGUCUUUUACCGCUUAUUUUUUAUUCCCAAUAGUACCUGGAAAAUGCUUAAUAAAUGGUUAUUGAUUGCUAGAGGAAGAUGUUAAACACACACAGAGAAAGUGACUUGAGCUAGGUCAUAUAGCAAAUUAGUGACAGAGUUAACAUUCAUUCAUUCAGCAAACAUUUGUUUAACCCCUACUAUGUUCCCAGAUAUUGUGCUAGGCACUGGGGAAUAAGAAGAGAAAAUAACAAAGAGUCCCUGACCAGGAUUUUACAUAUCUUUAUGUACAAAGAUGAAUAAAUAAAAAAUAAUAGGGGGAGGAUAGAGCACUAAACUGGGAAGAAGAUCAGGAAAAUUCCUUUGGAAGGGGUGACAUUUGAACUGAGCCUUGAAAGGAGAGUCUCAGGUGAGGGAUGAUCUAAUCAAUUAACAGACAUUAUUAAGAACCUACUGUGUGCCAGGCAUUGUGCUAGGUGCUGGGAUACAAAGACAAAAUGGAACUCUCUCUUUGGGAGAAAUCCUUUGCAAAGAUAGGGAGGCAGGAAUUGAAAUAUCAUUUAUGGUUAUGGGAAACUGAAAGUAGAGUACCCUAGCUAGAAUGCAGUGUGUAAAUAUGAAUAUGUAAUAAACCUGGAAAGGUAGGUUGAGAUCAGACUGUAGGUGCAUUAAAUGCCAAACAGAGGAGUCCAUAUUUUAUCUGAUAGACAAAAGAAGUAACUAGAGAUUCCUGAUAUGAAAAGUAACAAUAUUUGAACCACAAAGCCAGAUGGCAAUAUUAUUGCCUAGAAUAACUGGACUCUGACUGUAAUGUGGAGCUAUAAUUGGUCUCCUGGGGAUUUCACUUCUGUGAUUUUUUUUUCCCCUGGGUAAUUUUAAGAUUCAGAAUAUAAAAUGCAAUCAUUUGAAAAAGUUAACUUAAAUAAUUUUUAGGAAAAACCCACUCUUAGUUAUUUACAUUCCUACAUGAUCUCAACAUACCUUUAUAUUAAAACUGCUCUUAUAAUUAUUAUAUUAUUGAUGGUAGAAUGGAGUAAUUGAUAGAGAGCCAGCCCUGUAGUCAAAAAGAUGACUUCAAGUUCUGCUUCUUACACAUAUUGGCUAGGUGACCCUGGAAGGUAAUUUAACUUCUGAGAAUUUACUUUUUUAGUAUUUUCUAAGAAUAUAGAAGUUACAUAAAAGGUGCUGCUCUACCCUGGUGGAAGGAGUUUGAUCAUUGAGAGUUUCCUAUUUCAAUUUUAAAAAAUCUUCAAUUGAAGUCCAUUAUGAAGAAAAUGAUACUCCAAGAAGAUGUCACCCAACUAAUAAAUGUCAGAUUUAGGAUAUGAACCUAUGUGUCCUGAUUCUAGAUCUGGCUCCUCAGUAGAAUGUUCAAGCUUGCAGUCUGAGUGAUUGAGACCAUCUUUCUGCUUGGAAUGCAGAUUUGAAUUGCAGAGUGAAGGUUCCAUGUGGAGAGGAUGCCCCUGAACAAGGAAUCCUUAACAUUCAAAGAUGUGGCGGUGGACUUCACUCAAGAGGAGUGGGGACAACUGGACCAUGCUCAAAGGAAUCUAUAUAGGGAAGUGAUGCUUGAGAACUACAGGAACUUAGUUUUUCUAGGGUAUCCCUUUUGCAAACCCAGUAUGAUCUCCCAGUUAGAAAAAGGAGAAGAGCCAUGGAUCCUGGAAAGAGAAAUCUCAAGGUGCACCCAUGCAAAUUGGAAGCCUAGGCCUAAAAGAGAGAAGUCAACUACAAAGCAGAUCAUUUCUACAGAAGAAUUAUCCCAGGAAAAAUGUAAAAAGGGUUGUUGCCAAGAUUUCAAUUUGAGAAAAACUUGGGAAUAUGAAGUCUUGUUAGAAAAGCAACAAGGUGACCAGGAGAGAUCUUCCAGGCAAAUGGCAGUAACUCAUAUGAAAACUAAGAAGGUGACUAAUUAUGAAAAUAAUAAAUUUAUGAGAAGAUUCAGACUCGGAUCAGUAUUUGCUUUACAACAGAAAAUACCUGUAGAAAAGAAUCUCUGUAGAUUUGACAAACGUGGGAAAAACUUCAAACAAAAUUCAAACCUGAUUAAAUGUAAUAGGAUCUCCUCAGGAAAGAAAAUAUAUAACUACAAUGAAUGUGGAAACUCAUUCAGGUACCAUUUGGAUUUUAUUCAAUAUCAUACUGGAAAAAAACCCUACAAAUGCAAUGAAUGUCCAAAAUCUUUCAAUAAGGAAUCAUCCCUCAGCAGGCACUGGAAAAUUCACAUUGGAGAGAAAACCUACAACUGUAAUGAAUGUGGAAAAAAAUUCAGUGAAAGAUCAUGUUUAAAUAAACACCAGAGAAUCCAUACAGGAGAGAAACCCUACAAAUGUAAUGAAUGUGGGAAAGCCUUCACUGGCAGAUCAUCCCUUAGUAGACAUCAAAGAAUCCAUACUGGAGAAAAACCCUAUGAAUGUAAUGAGUGUGGGAAAGCCUUCAUUCAGAGUAUACACCUUACUCGACACCAGAGAAUUCAUACAGGAGAGAAACCCUAUAAAUGUAAUAAGUGUGGGAAACCAUUUAGAUGGAAUACACAACUUAUUCUGCAUCAGAGGAUCCAUACAGGAGAGAAACCCUAUGAAUGUAAUGAAUGUGGUAAAGCUUUUAGCCGCAGUACACAUCUUAAUCAACAUCAGCUAAUUCAUACUGGGAAGAAACCCUAUGAAUGUAUUGUAUGUGGGAAAGCCUUCAAUGACAGGUCAUCUGUUACAAAACAUCAGCGAAUUCAUACUGGAGAGAAACCUUAUGAGUGCAGUGUAUGUGGGAAAGCCUUUCCUCACAGGUCAUCCCUUACUGAACACCACAGGGUUCAUACUAGAGAAAAACCCUAUGCAUGUGAUGCAUGUGGAAAAGCUUUCAGCCGAAACACAUACCUUACUCAACAUCAGAGAAUUCAUACGGGAGAAAAACCCUUUGAAUGUAAUGAAUGUGGGAAAGCCUUUGGCCGGAGCACAAACCUUGCUCAACACAAGAGAAUUCAUACUGGAUUAAAACCCUAUGAAUGUAAUGCAUGUGGGAAAGCCUUCAUUGAUAGGUCAUCCCUUUCUAAACAUCAGAGAGUCCAUACUGGGGAGAAGCCCUAUGAAUGUAAUGAAUGUGGGAAAGCAUUUAGCCACAUAUCUUCCCUUACUAAACACCAGAGAAUUCAUAAUGGAGAGAAAUUUUAGUUCAUGUGGAAAAUACCUUAUAAAUUCACCUUAUACAGAACAUUGGAGAAAUCAUCCUAGAGAACAUUUAGGUCAUGUGGUACACUGAAAAGAGUUGGAUUUAGAAUCAGAUUCUUGGGCUCAAAUCCCAGCUCUUCCAACAUACCCCCUGUGGCCUUAGAUAAAGUCAUUUAAACUUUGCAUCUCAAUUUCCUCAUCUCUAAAAUAAAGAAGUUGAGCAAAAUGAAGUCUUAAGAUUAUUUCCAGUUUCAAACCUACUUUCAUUUUCCUUCCUUCUUCCUUCUUUCCUUCCUUUCUCUCUUUCCCCUUACUUUUGUUCUAGAUCCAUAAUUAAUUAUUGAUUCUGAGGCAGAAGAGUAUUAAAGACUAGGUAAUGUCCAGGCUCACACAGCUAGGAAGUAUGUGAUGCCAGAUUUGUACCCAGGUCCUCCUGAUUCCAGGCCUGGCAUUCUUACCCACUGAGCCACCUAGCUGCCCCUCAAACCUGAUCUUUCUAACAGAAUUUAUCCUUUACCCAUUAAAUGAAUCAUACUGAUGAGCAGUCCUAAAUAAAUGUAGAAAAACUUUCAUGUAGAGUCUAGCACUUAAUUCAAUGUCACAUAAUUGAGAGUAGAGAGUAAACAUAGGAAUAUGACAUAAGAAAGUUUUCAGAUAUACUUUUGCUCACGCCAAAUAUAAGAUACUUUGAUGGAUCUAUAAUUUCAUUAAUAUGGAUACUCUCUCCAAUGAUGCAAAUGCUCAUUCUGAUGUAACUUUUGUCUUCCUAUAAAUCUUCCAGUGUGGCCCACCCACCAUGCUGCAAGUGUUUCUUUGAUUCUUAAGAAUCCUAUGCAUGCCUACAAAUUAAGCAUGUGACCUGCCAAUCAGUUAUCACUCACUCACCAUAUGAACAGCCUAAUUUUUCUGAUCAUACAAUUCUUUGGUGAAAUUCCACAUACCAUUUCUCUCUCUAUUUAUUGAUUGGGAAGUGUGUUGUAGCUCAUUAAUGCCCAUUACUUGAAUUCUUAGGAGUCUGUGGUAUUCUCCAUGGUCCUUAACUAUACAGCAUCACUGAAAGAAUGUUGUUGAUAAAAGACAGGCCUUUGUUUCAGGCAAAUGCUUGAAGUCAUUAAAAAGAUUGCACAGUUUCCUGAAGGCAAUCCAGCCUGGAGAUUACUGCCUUCCAAUUGAAUUUUGGACCUAGAUGUUUGUUAAUGUGCAAUCUUUCUGUGAUAUAUACCGGUAAACCAAAUUUACAGUUUGUCCAUCUAACUGCAUAUCAUAGUCUGGACAAUAGAAAUUAUUAAGCCACUUUUUCUUCUGGGGUGGAAAGUCAAACUAUCUAAUACUAAUUGGAACUCAUACUAGAGAGUAACUAUGAAUAUGUCAUGUAAGAAAGUCUUCAGAUUGAGAUCAGCCCAAGAUCAAAAACUUUAUUUUGAUUCUAUAAUGGAUCUGUGAUCUCAAUAAGAUUAUUCCUCCAGUAAAGUAUAACUACUCAUAUAUGCCCCCUCAUUAUGAUCAACUCUUGUCCACAUGUCAACCAUAAAUCUUUUACAGGAGCUCCAGGGUUUAACACAAUCCACACAAUGUCAACCAUAAAUAGGAACAGCUGGAGGACUUACCAUCCAUAUUAAUCUUCCAUUUAGACUUUACUAAUUAUCCUCCAUGAUGAUGGCAAAUAGCUUUGACAAGUACACAUCUCCCAUUUUUAAGCCUCCCUUAAUCUUAAGAGGGCUAUUGACUGAAGUUUAUCUCAUGUUUUUCAAGGGAUCUUGUAUGAUUCUAGUAUGCAUGGGAGUAAUCUUAAGGACAUAAGGAAUUUUAGAAAUUUUAUUUGACAUCAAUUCCACAUAUAUUGGUUUAUCCCGCAUGUUGCCUUUUAAUAGAGGAUUUCAACUAGAGCACUCUUUCCUAUUUCUCUCCCUCCUCUAUCUAUUAGCCAUAGUUAAAUAUGCAGUGGAACUAAUGUAAUUAAACUGACAUUUUAUGGAAGUAUACCAGACCUUACGCAUCCAACUGAGAAAAUUCAUUUUAAGAACAGAGUUGCACUUUGCUAUCUCACCUUAUUAUAUAACUUUAGCUUGGGUUUAAAGGAAAGAAUUUUUUUUUCUUUACAUUCACUCUGAAUUGAACGUAAGAAUCUCAGCAGUUUAAAUUUUUAUUUAAUUUCUGUAUAUUCUUUAUUUUAUCCUAAUCUCUUCUUAAAAUAAUGUAGGAAAUGCUUCCUUGAUUUUUGUACUUGACAUCUAAUUAAUCUACUUUUCUCCCCAAUCUGAAUUCAUUACUAGCACAAGGACUGUUGCAGAUGGUAGACAUUUAAUAAAUGUCUUAUUGAAUUGGAUAAGUAAAUACAAGGUAAAUUGAGGAACAUGACAAUUUCAUAAAAUAUAAACUGAUAAAAAUUAGGGAGAAUAUACAGUAAGAUUAUAUAAUCAGAAUGGCUUAUUUUAUAAUUCUUUUCCAUUGCUGUAUUUUUCUAUUUUUUAAUUCUAGUAGCAAAUAGUUUUGAUAAUUACUGUUUUCAAAAUGCAGAAUGGUAAGACAUCCUUCACUAACAUUUUUUUCAUGGCUCUCUUUAAUAAUCUUUUUUCCCUUUUGUGCUUUCAUGUAAAUUUUGUCACCAUUUUUAUUUUUUUAAGUGACUAAUUGAUAUUUAGUAUUAGCAUUAUUAUUAAUGUGUCUGUGAGGGAAGACAUUCUUCAGUGCAGAUCUAUGGCAACUGUCUAGAACUUACAGUCCUAGAAACUUACUAGGGGUUUGGGGAAGUCAGGAGACUUUCCUAUGGUUACAAAGAUAGUGCCAGAGGUGGGAUUUGAAUCCAGGUCUUCCUGACUCCAAGUAUAGCACUCUCUUAGGCCACAUCACCUUUCUUGAUAUUGUAUUGCAACUAUAUAUUAAUAUAGGAAAUAGUAACAUUUUUGUUGUACUAUAUCAUUCCAGUUAUUACAGACACUAUCUCUCCUGUAUUUUUCUUUAUUUCUGUCAACACAGUUUGAAAUUUCUCUUUAGAGGUCUUGUGUCUUAGUAGGCUAAUGCCCAAUAGUUGAUGUUUUUAUUAUUAUAGAGUACAUUUUUCUUCCUGUCAUUUUUUCUUUCUUUGUUAGUGGUACACAAAAAUGCAUAUGAUUUUGACUGUUUAUCUUAUACUGCUCUACUUAAUUAAGUCAUAUAUUAUCUUAAUACUUUCUGAGACUAAUCAGUCUUAAUCCUGCUUAGCUUUUAAGAUCAGAUGAGAUCAAGUACAUUUCUGUGUCUUGGAUUUUCUCAAUAUAUAACCAUAUUGUUUGGAAAUAAAAUUAUCUUAGCAUAUUCAUAUCAAAGAUAUUUCUUUAAUUUGUUUUCAUGCCUUGUUGCUAUAUUUGCAUUCCUAAAACUAUAAUGAUUAUUAAUGUUUAAAGUGAAAAAACUGCUUUGAGUGGCAAUGUUUAUAAUAUUUCUCUAUUGCAUAUAAUAUGGUUUAAAAUAUAUACUUUAUAAGACCAUGUUUUGAUAUUCCAAUGGACCCAUAAUCUCAUCAUUCAAUAAGCAUUUAUUAAGUACCUACAAUGUGCAGAGCACUGGGAGAUAAAAUUUCGGUAAGACAUAUAAACUGGCUUCUCAUGGACACAAAUACAUUAAAUGAUAAAUAAUUUUAAAGAAUUGCAAAUUAAGUCCUAUGUGAACUCUGAGAUAAGUAGUGUACUAGAGAUGAAAACAUGGUGAAUUAUAGAGGGGGAAGAUGUUGCACCAGGAAGUAGGCAAAAGAAAGAGGCUGAAUCUUGAUCCCCUCCCCUAUACUAAUUCCUGUUUCUUUCUUCCCAACUCUCUUGAUGGAGAUUUUCUCACAGAUGUUAAGUUGUAAAUUUUCCCACUAAUAACCAAUCCUACAAACUAAUACUUUAACUAAAAGAUCUUUUAGAGGCUGGGUUAAGAGGGAAAUUUAGGGUCUCCCUAAUCCUAAAUUAUCUUGUUGAUUGAAGGCUUUGAAAUAACAAAAAUUAUCUCCCCGCUAAGGGUAGAUAAUAGUAGCACUGCUAACAAUUCUCUUCUGGGCAAGACCAAAUAUCUCUUCAGCUCACAGUAUAAGUAGAAGGCAAUGGCCAGAGAGGAGAUGAAGGGGGUCUUGUCUUCCACCUUCAGGCAGAAACAGCCAAGUGAAUUUCCAGGCACCUGGAGCCUCUUAACUGCCUCUCCCUCAAGCUUCCAUUGGAACAGUCUCUCCCCUACUCCAAUCAUUUGUGCGUUCCACAUAUUCUGAAUUCUCAUUGCUUUGCAGAUCCAACUUUUUGUCUUUGCCUAAAUGUCUUCAUUCACAAUAUCCUCCGUUUUGUAUUUGGCAGAAUUACAGUCAGGAAUUCUGCGUUCCUAUUUUCAUACUUACCUAUUAUCUCCUAAUUUCUUCUAACUGUCUAAGCUAUGAUACUAUACUAUUUUAAAAUAUGCCACAACCCCCCAAAUAAAAAAUCUUAUUCUAUCUUUACUAUUCUAAUCUAUGUAACCCUAUUCUAAGAUUUGGGUUUUAAGGAGAGUGGAAUAGGUCAUAACAUACAAGUGCAAUAUAGAAAUAUGGUUUUGAAAACAAUAAUAACCAAUACAAAAUUUUAAACAGUUUUUAGCAACAAUGUAACUUCCUUAUUUCCUAAUAAACUAUAACCUGUUCUAAGUAAAACUUUUAUAAACAAUAAUAAUUCCUAGGAUUACUAUGUAACUUAACUUAUCAGAAAUAUGAUAUCAAUCUGUCCCUAAUCUACCUAGUUUCAAAUGACUUAACUAAUCUUGCCCUGUUUUAGUUGUUAGAAAUUUCAGUGACUUAAAAUUAUAUUGUUAGAAUGUUAAUUCCAUUAGUAUUAUACAAAUGUACAUGGUGCUAUCUGUACAAAUUUUACAUAUGUACAAUUCUGAUACAUUUUGCAUGAGAGUUCUGUUCAAAGUCAUGUAGACAAGAUUUUUCCUUUGCCUAAACUUUUCACAGAAACUCACAAUUAUAUCAGUAUGAAUUUUGUGUAUGUGUUCUAAUUAUGAGAUAUUACAUACUUACCCAAUCCAUGAGAUUUCUUUCCACAUUGUACUUAUGUGUAAUAGUGUAUAUGUGCAUGUGCCUGUGUGAAGUUAACCUGUAUGAUGAAUUCUUAUGUGACCUCAUCACCAUCAGUUCUAGAUUUCAAUGUCUUUCCAUGUCCUUGAUGUUGAUUGUAGGAAACAUACAUGUUUUGGGUUCUUCAUCUGUUCAGGUUACAUGUGUUGUCUGUCAUUUCCCCUUGAUUGAAGUCCUGUGUUCUUAAACAUACAGGAACAUGCAUGUGUCUAAGCUCUUUGUAUGCCUGUGUGUAAGAUUGAUUUUUCCUUGUUUGCAUGUGCAUGGAAGUAAGUUUGAAUUCUUCAUGUGUGCCUGUCAAUCUUUAAUGGUUUGAUUCUUCAUGAGUAUGCUUUUCCGUGUGAUAAUCUUCAUGUGCGGGUAUAUGUAAUAUAUUGUAAUAAGUAGAUUUUAAGAUAUGUCUUAUAAUUUUGAAAUGUGAUAUUGUCUUAUAUCAUUUGAUGUUUAAUUUUUCAAGGGGUUUUAUUCCAUGGAGAUUUGACGUCUUUGAGUUGUUCAUAUUAGGAGAUUAUUUUGACGUCUGAAUUUUUCUUGGAGAUAGAAUUUUUAUUUACUCUAUGGUUCUUGUUUUCUUAUUGGUAUAGAUAGAAUUAUACAUGAUGUAAUGUGUUUUGUAGAGAUGUGUCUUCUUUGUUAAGUAACCUUGUUUCAUUCUUAAUAUUGUUGUUGUUAUAAGCAGAGAUCUUUUCUUAUUGGAGCUAUUAUCUUCAUAUUUGGGACUAUUUCAUCAUUGCUUUUUCCAGUGCUUUUAUUCUGUUUUAACUUGUACUCUUGUGACUCUCAUUUGAGUUGUUCUUAUUCUUGUUCUUGUAGUAGUAUUGUUGUGUGCAGUGCUUUCAUUUUGUUAUUCUUCUUUUACUCUCAUGUAUUGAUUUCCAUUUAUAGGGACAAUUGUUGAAAUAUUAUCAGGGCUAUUGGCAAUACUUCAGAUUUUUUCUUAUCCAUUUUCUUUAGGAUGUUACUUCUUGUUCUUCUACAUCACUGGUAAUGUUAUGGAAAUAAUGUUGCUUUACAUGUGAGGCAUGAUACCAUGGAUCUUUCCCCAAUACUUUGACAGAUGUAGGAGUAACCAUAAUCACACCUAGAGGGCCUAUUCAACUUGGUUCUGUAGAUGUCUCUCUAUUAAAAUUUUUCACAUAUA